This is a messenger RNA of Rotaria sordida, 1158 nucleotides long. NCBI's taxonomy places the organism in Eukaryota, Metazoa, Rotifera, Eurotatoria, Philodinida, Philodinidae. The record is from the annotation of a GenBank genome assembly.
AUGUCGAACAACGAACAAACAAUUCAAUUUCCAGUUGCUCUUAAACCAUUAUUAACCGAUUUUGUUGUUAAUGUUUUACGUGAUCGAAUACCAUCCGAUCAAUUAUCUUCAUAUGCUGUACAAUAUUUUUCUGAAAGACAAAAUACACAACCAUAUGUAUCAAUAAUUGAUGAUAAUAGAGAACAAACAGGUAUAUUUUUAACUAAUCAAAUAAAUGGUUUAGUAUCUGAAAAAAGUGAUGAUAGUAUUAAUAAUGAAAAACAACGACGAAAAUCUGUUUGGGGUGGUUCACCGGAUCCCGAUCGAGAUUUAACUGAUAAAAUCGUUAUGAAAAAUCCUGAUAUAUUUGAAAAAUUAUGUAAAAUUGUACAAGAUACAGUAAUUUAUGUUGGUGAUGAUCCAUCACUUGUUAAACAAUUUGUUAAAUAUCUUGCACCAAAAAAUGUUUUUAAAGGAGAAGAAAUUAUUCGACAAGGAGAUGAAGGUGAUUAUUUUUAUUGUAUUGAAUCAGGCAAAUAUGAUGUUGUUGUUAAUGGAAAAAAAGUAUCAGAACUUGAUAAUAAAGGAUGUUUUGGUGAAAUUGCUUUACUUUACAGUCAACCACGUACAGCUACAAUCAUAGCUACAACCGAUGGAAAAUUAUGGUUAAUUGAUCGAGAUACAUUUUCAACAUUAACUGUUUCAUUUGCUAUAAAACAACGUGAAAAAUAUUUAAAAUUUCUUCAUACAGUUAAUUUUAUUCAAACAUUUUAUUCUCGUGGUUGGUUAAGUGAUAAUCGUUUAGAAGAUUUAGCUGAUGCACUUCGACCACGUUAUUAUACAACAAAUCAAAUUGUUAUAGAACAAAAUGAUACAAAUGCAUAUGAAAUGUUUUUUAUUGAAGAUGGUUCAGUUAAAGUAACACGAAAAGAAAAAGAUGGAACAAUACAUGAACUUAAAAUACUUGGAACAGGAAAAUGUUUUGGUGAAUUAGCAUUACUUGAAAAUAAACCACGUUAUGCAACAGUUACAGCACUUGAAGAAUGUCGUUUAGCAACAUUAGAUGCUAAAUCAUUUGAAAAUUUACUUGGAAUUGAAUUAAAAACUAAACUUAAAGAAUUUGUUGAUAAAGAAUAUGCAAUAGGAACAUUAGAUGAUACAAUUCAAAUACAGAAAUAA